Molecule: messenger RNA, 2295 nt
Organism: Lodderomyces margitis
Lineage: Eukaryota; Fungi; Ascomycota; Pichiomycetes; Serinales; Debaryomycetaceae
Gene: OPT7
Product: Opt7p
Exons: 1
Coding region: 1-2295 (764 amino acids)
Biological process (GO): transmembrane transport
Molecular function (GO): oligopeptide transmembrane transporter activity
Source: RefSeq, a predicted model, not a curated record
AUGGCUAAAGAUCUGGGUCUUGUUGAAAUCACACAAAAGGUGAAUGAAGUAGAUGAUCACUCGUACGACCAAGUGAAAAAAACAUCGAGUGAUAUUGACUUUGAUGUUGAUAUCGAGCCAGCAACUAGUAAAGAAUCAUUAUUGGAACCAGAUGUUGCUGAAUUGCCCAAAGUUGUCCGCGAGAUUGUGCCCUUAGAAGAUGACCCAACUAUACCGGUAUUGACUUUCAGAUAUUUCCUAUUAUCAAUUAUAUUCAUUGUGCCUGGUGCAUUCAUAGACACAAUGAACACUUUCCGUACCACGUCAGCCGCCUAUUCUAUCUUCUUUGUCCAGAUUGCCUGUCAUUGGGUCGGAAAAUGGUUAGCAAAGGUGUUACCUGAUAAAAAAGUUGGUUUUGGUCGGUUCAAAUUUAGUUUAAACCCAGGACCAUGGUCGAUUAAGGAAACGGCCAUGAUCACAAUAACUGCAAGCUCGGGAGCUACUGGAUCACAAGGGCUUAAUGCAUUAUCGUUGGCCGAAAUAUACUACGGCGAAACAGUUAAUGCGGCAGUGGCAAUUUUCUUUAUGUGGACCAUUGUGUUUGUGGGUUAUUCCUAUGCUGCUAUUGCCAGAAAUUUCUUGCUUUAUGAUCCCCAAUUCAUCUGGCCACAAGCUUUGGUGCAAACAACUUUGUUCCAAACACAGAACAAGUCUGAUACGGAUUCAAAGCAAGGCUCAAAACAAAUGAGGGUGUUUUUCUUUGUGUUGAUUGGUGUUUGCAUUUGGCAUUUCUUCCCUGAAUAUGUUUGGCCAAUGACUUCCUCCUUGGCUUUCUUGUGCUGGGUCGCGCCAGAGAAUUACACGGCAAAUUUUAUUGGCUCCGGUUUAGGUGGUAUGGGGUUUAUGAAUAUUACGUUGGACUGGUCCAACAUCACCUCAUCAAUUAUGUUGUAUCCUUAUUGGGUCCAAGUUAUCCAGUUUAUUGCAUUUAUUCUCAGUGCCUGGAUCUUGAUUCCUCUGGUUAAAUGGGGUAGUUUGUCGAAUUAUAAAUUUGGCUUGAUGUCAAACAGUCUUUUUUUGGCUAAUGGUACCAAAUACCCAACCACCGAAUUGUUAACUUCCGACUUGCAAUUGAAUGAGACAAGGUACGAAGAGUUGGGACAUGUUCAUUUGGGUGCUCAAAGAGCCUGGAAUAUGUUUUUCGACUAUGCAGCAUACGUUUCUGGAUUCACAUGGGUUGUAGUAUUUGGUUACAAGAGCUUAUCAGUUUCGUUCAAAAAGUUGGUUGCAUCAAGAAAAGAAAAAGGCUCAUUGAGUUUGCAAUACACUGAUCGUUUGAAUAAACUUCAAAGUGCAUAUAAGGAAGUGCCGUUGUACUGGUACAUGAUUUUAUUCGUUGCAUCCUUUAUCACUUUGUUGGUGAUUCUCGCCACUGAUAGUUUGUUUAUGCCCUGGUGGUGCAUGAUUGUUGGGUUGGCAUUUGGAAUGGUUAUUGUUACGCCCCUUGCGUGGUUAUACGCAUUAUCCAAUUUCCAACUUGCCAUUGGUACAUUUAAUGAAUUGUUAUAUGGGUACAUGAUCCAAAGUAAGGCCCUGAGACAUCCAGCAGGAGCAACAGUCUACGGUGCCAUUGCCGGUGAUGCGUGGUACAGAGCACAAUACAUAUUACAAGAUCAAAAAAUUGGUCACUAUAUGCAUCUACCACCAAAAGCAGUGUUUUUUUCGCAAAUUUUUGGUGAAUUGAUUGGUGUUCCUAUAAACUAUGCCGCUUUGCGCUGGGUCUUGUCGUCAAAAAUGGACUUUCUUAAUGGGACAAAGGUUGAUACGCUUCAUCAAUGGACAGGUCAAGAAAUUGUAUCUUACAACACAAAUGCGAUCCAAUACGUUGUUCUUGGACCCACGAGGUUAUUCAAAAACUAUCAAGUGUUGCCUUAUGGCUUUUUAGUAGGUGCAUUGGCACCAGUGGCCAUAUAUGGUCUUUACAGGUUGUUUCCAAAAUCAAAGCUAAAGUUCAACUUGUGGAAUACCACAGUGUUUUUUUCGACAUUGUCGACAUUCUACGGUAACAUAUCAACGGGCCCCUUCUCUCAAUUUGUUGGUGGUACCAUAACCAUGUUUUAUGCGUACAGGUACAAGCAUGACUUGUGGAAGAAGUAUAAUUACUUGUUGGCUGCGGCUAUUGACACUGGUUACAACUUGGCCAUAUUGUUGAUUUUCAUCAUAUUCUCGUCAGGCAAAACGAUAACCAUGCCCAACUGGUGGGGAAAUAAUGAACAAAGUGUGGAGAGGUGCUUUGCAUUGGCCAAGGCUUCCUAG